Actinia tenebrosa (Australian red waratah sea anemone) is the source of this 474-nucleotide messenger RNA. RefSeq names its product aggrecan core protein-like. The record is from RefSeq and is a predicted model, not a curated record. Lineage: Eukaryota; Metazoa; Cnidaria; Anthozoa; Actiniaria; Actiniidae.
AUGGAAACAGAAGAGAAAUGGAAAUUCAUUAAUUCAAAGAUUCAAGGGUUCAAUAAGUAUCCCAAUGAAUGGUACAUUGGCCUGAAAAAGGAAGGAGGAGAAUGGAAAUGGGUGAACGAACAAAUACUUUCAAUAAACAARUGGCAACCAGAAUGGAAUAGCAACAUUGAACCAAACGGUGAUGGGGAAUGUGUGAUUAUGGCUAAAAACUUUCCCCCCGGAACACAAGGACUGUUUAAAGACCUCAAUUGUAAAUACGCACUAAUGUUUGUGUGUGAGUACAGAAAAGGGAAUCCAAGAUGCAAGGACGGUUAUUAUCCACCUCGAUGUAACGAAACAAAUCUGGGGAACACUUCUGUAGAACCUACCAAAAAAACUAUUGCGGCGGCAACACAGCUAACCACCACCUUCAAGAAAAAGAGAAAAAAUCAAUCAAACUCGUAUAUUCACAGGGAUAUUGUGGCUUACCUCUAG